ACCGGCCCACUGUGAGCGAACUACUCAUUUAUAGAAGACCGUUGGGGCGAACGCACGUGUGGUAACGAACCGGCUUCAAAAUGGUUAAAGUAGACAUCAAAUACACUAAGUUGUUCAUCAACAAUGAGUGGGUGGACGCUGUCAGCAAGAAGACUUUCCCCACCAUCAACCCUCAGGAUGAGUCCGUCAUCACACAAGUGGCUGAAGGCGACAAGGCUGACAUAGACUUGGCUGUAGCUGCAGCCAAGAAGGCUUUCCACCGCUACUCAGAAUGGCGUACCCUCGACGCAUCCCAAAGGGGUCGCCUCCUCCUCAAGCUAGCUGACCUCAUGGAGAGAGAUGCUGCGUACUUAGGACAGCUGGAAACCCUGGACUGUGGCAAGCCCGUCAAGCAAGCUGAAGGCGAAGUUGUCUGGUCUGCUGGCAUCAUCAGAUACUACGCUGGAAAAGCCGACAAAAUCCUUGGCAGCACUAUUCCCGCAGACGGUGACGUCAUGACCUUCACCUUGAAGGAGCCCGUGGGUGUGUGCGGACAAAUUCUGCCAUGGAACUACCCAAUCCCCAUGUUUGUAUGGAAAAUCGCCCCUGCUUUUGCUGCCGGUUGCACCGUAGUAGUCAAGCCCGCGGAACAGACUCCUCUCACAGCUUUAGCCAUGGCCGCCCUGGUCAAGGAAGCUGGUUUCCCUGCCGGAGUCCUCAACGUAGUCCCUGGCUACGGUCCCACAGCCGGACACGCUCUUACCCACCACCCUGAUGUCGACAAAGUAGCUUUCACGGGCUCCACUGAGGUGGGUAGGAUCAUUAUGAGCGCUGCGUCCGCUGUCAACUUAAAGAGAGUAACUCUUGAACUUGGAGGCAAGAGCGCUCUGGUGGUCUUCAAUGAUGCUGAUGUCGACAAAGCAGCGGAGAUUGCGCACAGGGCUGCGUUCGCCAACGCUGGUCAGUGCUGCGUCGCUGGCACCAGGACCUACGUCCAGUCAGGCAUUUACGACAAGUUCGUCGCCAAGGCCGCUGAGAUCGCCAAGAACAGGACUGUUGGAAACCCCUACACAGAUGUUCAACAAGGACCCCAGAUCGACACAGAGAUGUUCACCAAGGUGAUGGGUUACAUCGAGGCGGGUAAGAAGGGUGGUGCCCGCUGCGUCGCUGGAGGAGAACGCCAAGGAAACGUCGGCUUCUUCGUCAAGCCCACUGUCUUCGCCGAUGUCAAGGAUGAUAUGAAGAUUGCUAGGGAGGAGAUCUUCGGGCCCGUCCAGAGUAUCCUUAAGUUCGAGACCUUCGAGGAAGUUGUUGACCGUGCUAACGACUCCAACUACGGUUUGGGUGCUGGUGUCAUCACCAACGAUAUCACCACAGCCUUGGCUUUCAUCAAGCACGUGCGCGCUGGCUCCAUGUGGGUCAACACCUACGAAGUAGUGACUCCUCAAACUCCCUUCGGUGGAUUCAAGGAGUCUGGAAUCGGUCGUGAAAUGGGUGAGGACGGUAUCCUGCAAUACUUGGAGAACAAGACAGUCUCCUUCAGCCUCCCCAAGAAACCUCAGCUGUAAACCAAAGAACUGAAAAUGCCACGAGAAUUGAGAAAUUAAGACAACUUUUAUAUUCCAAUUAUAUGUUUAUACAUGUAUGUCUGUAAUGCCUGUUAUGUAUAUUAUGUCUGUUAUUGAUAUAUUUGUAUAAAUACAAAAUUAUCAAUUAUUUUUUA
Helicoverpa zea (corn earworm) is the source of this 1702-nucleotide messenger RNA. RefSeq names its product aldehyde dehydrogenase X, mitochondrial-like. NCBI's taxonomy places the organism in Eukaryota, Metazoa, Arthropoda, Insecta, Lepidoptera, Noctuidae. The record is from RefSeq and is a predicted model, not a curated record. The transcript has 11 exons. Gene Ontology annotation, molecular function: aldehyde dehydrogenase (NAD+) activity. Bases 81 to 1547 code for a protein of 488 amino acids.